Messenger RNA from Miscanthus lutarioriparius, 1317 nucleotides. The record is from the annotation of a GenBank genome assembly. Lineage: Eukaryota; Viridiplantae; Streptophyta; Magnoliopsida; Poales; Poaceae.
AUGGCUGGUGGUUCAAGGACGUCGUCGCCAAUCAUCGUCAUCUCGGAUGAUGAGGAGAAGCCGGUGUCGCCGCCGGUUGACGCGGUCCUCCCCGAUGCCGAGCAUGGGUGGCCGCCGACGGCGGAUUGGUCCGAAGACGAAGAUGUCCCGAGGCCGGAUUGGCUUCCCGACGGCUUCGGCAUGGAGGGCUACCUUGAAGACGGCACGUUCCAGGCGACGAACUUCAUCUGCCCCGUGACCGGCAUCAGUUUCGGCACCAAGAAUGAGGUGCUCGACUACUGCGCCUCCGGGGGCUUGCAGCGCGCCAUCGAAGCAAAGAACACGCUCGACGCCAAGACCACGCUGCAGGGGAAGUACGCAUGGCUCAGGGGGGAUCACAAGUGGCUGCUCGAGAUCAGGCGGGCUGCUGGAGGGGAGAACGGGAGAAAGAUGAUGUACAAGGUUUAUGCUCACCCGUCUUCCAAAGUGAGGAUUACAUCAAAAGUUGAAGUGAUGCGCCUCAUAGAUGAGGGCAAGAUCCCUGAUGAGUCUACCAAUGAUGGAGACUGCAACGACACGAGCAACAAAGAUAACAUCAUUGCUCAACUUGAUUUCAACGUCUCGUGUCUUCCGCCGGGAUGGGUUAAGGAAACUACAUUUAAGAAAUGCAGUGGUGGCAUUAGGACAGAUAGGUACUAUACGGAUCCUGUGAUAAAAAAGGUGUUCCGCUCACUGAUGGCUGCAGAACAAUACUUUAAGUACGGAAAAGUAAUGGAUUGUUACAAACCAACCAUGAGUGUCACCGACUUGUACUCCUUUGAUGGGUGCGUUGACAUGCCUCUUUGGUUAGCAAGAAGAGUGAAAAUGGAUGGAACAAAAGACCAAUGUGAGGAAGAAUGCCAGACUUCAUGCUUGGGGUGCUCUGCUAUACACUUUAUUGCCUCCUUAUGCUCCAUGAAUGACCCAUUAGGUCAGACACCGACCAUAGAAGUGGGAGAGGAUGGGAAAGAAGUGCUCCAUAGUGAUAGCAAGGAGAAACUUGACGAAGAAGAGUGUCAUGGUGAUGACAAGAAGGAAGAAGACAAAGAAGAGGCACUCAAUGGUGAUGGCAAUGAGAAAGAAGAUAAUGAAGAUAUGCCCCAUGGUGAUGGCAAGGAGGACGAGGAUGAACCAGGGGCACUCCAUGGCAGUGACAAGGUGGGAGUGAAUGGAGAAGGAGUGCCCUGUGGUGAUGGCGUGGAAGAUGGAUGGCGCUUUCGUUCACUUACAGAGUUGUACUCGGUACAAAUUGAAAAAGGCAACUUGAAGAGAAAGGGAAAAAAGAAUAGACUAGUGUAG